This is a messenger RNA of Eublepharis macularius, 7454 nucleotides long. RefSeq names its product peptidase inhibitor 15 (gene PI15). The transcript has 6 exons. Gene Ontology annotation, cellular component: extracellular region. The record is from RefSeq and is a predicted model, not a curated record. NCBI's taxonomy places the organism in Eukaryota, Metazoa, Chordata, Lepidosauria, Squamata, Eublepharidae. The coding region runs from base 107 to 883 and encodes 258 amino acids.
AAAGAGCUGUUUAACUUGGAAGAACAAUACACUAGGCUUUUGCUUCUGCACAGAGAUUUUCUCUGUACUCCCUGAUUUAGAGCAGAACUCCCUUUCCAGCCCCCAAAUGACAGUAAUUUCUGCAAUCAGUGGUGCUCUUUUAAUUUGCAUUCUCUAUGAAAUAAGUGCAGUAGAGUUUACCAAUUCCACUGGCUCAUUCCUGUCAACCAAUAAUUACACUGAUGUCGAAGCAGCCUUGGCAGCUCAUUUGGAUUCUGCAAACAUCCCCAAAGCCAGGAGGAAACGAUACAUUUCACAGAAUGACAUGAUCACUAUCUUGGAUUAUCACAAUCAAGUCAGGGGCAAAGUCUUCCCACCAGCAGCCAACAUGGAAUAUAUGGUUUGGGAUGAAAAUUUAGCUAAGUCUGCAGAAGCAUGGGCAGCAACCUGCAUUUGGGACCAUGGCCCUUCCUUCUUGUUGAGAUUCCUAGGACAAAACCUCUCUGUAAGAACUGGAAGAUAUCGAUCCAUUCUCCAACUGAUAAAACCUUGGUAUGAUGAGGUGAAGGACUAUGCCUUUCCAUAUCCUCAGGACUGCAAUCCAAGGUGUCCUCUGAGAUGCUACGGGCCCAUGUGCACACAUUACACACAGAUGGUUUGGGCCACUUCCAAUCGAAUAGGCUGUGCAAUUCAGACAUGCCACAACAUGAACGUCUGGGGAUCAGUUUGGCGACGAGCUGUAUACUUGGUAUGCAACUAUGCCCCAAAAGGGAACUGGAUUGGAGAAGCGCCAUAUAAAGUAGGAGUGCCAUGUUCUGCUUGCCCUCCCAGCUAUGGAGGAUCUUGCACUGACAAUUUGUGCUUUCCAGGGGUGACGUCAAACUACUUAUAUUGGUUUAAGUAAGGUGGUGAAAUAUUUCAACCACUGUUACAAUAGAAUGAUUAUGUAACUAAAUCUUGUAUAUGAAUUUUGCACAUAAUGUAUAUAUAUAUUAUAAUAAUGAUAACGUACGUUGUGCGUUUAAGAUGUAGCAUAAAUCUAGCUACCCCUGCUGAACUGAUAGACACCAUUAGACACUACUAACAGUGGGUUAAAUAUGCAUUAAGAGAAAGGAAUGAAGAGAAAGAAACACUAUGCAACAGGCUGAUCCACAAACAAGCAAGACUAGAGCACUUGGACUAAUGAAGAUUCACCAAUAGGAAAACAUUGUUUUCUAAGACAGGGUUGGGUAAAUAAGUCAGGCCUUAUUUGGAAGCAAUCUUUUUGUAUAAGAUAUUUUGAACUUUAACAGUGUCUCCUGGCAAAAUUGUGAGUGGUAAAGGACAUGUAAGCCUAUAGGCUAUAUAAAUAGUCAUAGCUAGUAGAAAUUGGCCAGGUAGAAAAGUAUCAUAUAUGGGUUCUGUCUGUGAGUGUGUGCAUGUGUGCUAUUGUUUAUGACAAAGUAAUUACAGUCUAACAAAAUGAAAAUCCUGAACUAAGUAUAUAUAAAUUUUUUUAAAAAUCAGACAUCCUGUUCUUAAAUUAUAAUAGCAUACAGUUGUAUAGGUUUAUUGCUAUAGAAUCUAGAUAGUAGGACUCCCACAGCUGUUUUCUCAAAAACAUGUGCACUAUUAUAAUUGUUGUUCAAUGUUAUGAACUGAUAUUAAGGCAAACAAUUGGAUAUGUCACUGCAGCUGAAGUGAUAUCUAUUACAAAAACAGUAAAACUAUCUUGGCUAUGGCAUUCUUGUCACACCUCUGCACCUUUAAAAAACUGUUACCAAAGACCACAGCUUCUCCUUAAGAUACUGCAUGGCAUAGCAUCUCCCCUAAGUAUUGCCAUGCAUGCAUAUGCCUUUGCAUCAGUUCUUCCAGCUGGUGAAGCACAGCUGAUGGCCAGUAUCAAGGAUCAUGUACAGCAUGAGGCCUGAAGUAUGUCAGCCCUUGAGAUGCCAGGACCAAAUAUAUGCUACCUGAUAUUUAUAUCCUUCUCUUCUCUACCACAAGGACUUUCAGUCAGACAUCCCUUGCAAAUUCCAUGCUCUGAAUGCAAUUCUGAAAUGUAUGGUGGUCGAAUUCAGAUUGUGACCAGAGCAUGUAAGAAUGGCCAUAAUUUACUUAUUUAUUUUACUUCAUCUCAGCUUUCUCCUCAAUGGGUACCCAAAGCAGCUUACAUCAUUUUCCUCUCCUCUAUUUUCCCCUCACUAUAACCCUGUGAGGUAGCUUAGACUGAGAUUAUGUGACUGGCCCAAGGUCACCCAACAAGCUCAAACUUGGGUCACCCAGAACCUAAGGUGUGUCACUUUAGCCACACUGCCUGUUGCUGUACCACACUGGCUCUCUGUUAAGAUUAACAGAGAGAUAAGAUUAAGAUAAGCCUUCCCUAUACUUUUUCCUGAUCUAAAUGGCCUCAGGGAACUAUUUGUCCUGGAGAGGAAGCCCACAUGUUUCCCAAGUGGGGAAAAGAGUGGUUCCCCAGGGCUUUUUCAGUUUGGGAAAAUGAUAUGGGGGCAGGGGUAUGCACACAAGUCCCAAUGCAAAUUGGAUCCCCACAUGGCUGGGAAUUAGGUUCCAAGCAUCGAAGUUACAAGGCAUAUCUGAUUGAAAGUUCUUUUGGUAGACUGGGGGAGGGUGUGAGGAGGAUAACAUAACAUAUAGUUUGGCCCAGGUAUAAUUUCACAGUUUUUAACAGGGAGUCACUGAAAUUUACGUACUCUGUGACAAAACAAGAAUAUCAGAGACAUGUACUCUUAUUGAGUUAAACAACAAGUCUUGUGACUGGCUUUAAUAAUUAUGGAGGUUUAAAAACAGGUUACUUUGUUAUAAUAACAUAGUAUAAUUCAUAUGUAGUGUCAACUUCAGCUGGAAAGCAAAGACCCAGACUUUGCUUCUCAGUGGAGCACAAAUUCAUUUAGGUGUCUUUGGAUGGGUCAGUGCCCCUAGAUAAAAAUUUUCACAUGACUGAUAUUGUUCUUGGAAAAUAAAAUAGGGAAUUUACAAUGCAGUCCUAAACAGGGUUACUCUAGUCUGUGCCCAUUGAUUUCAAUUGGCUUAGACUGGAAUAACUCUGCUUAGGAUUGCACUGUUAACUUAUCCUAAUACAUAUGCAUGUUUCACAGUGUUCUGCUGAGCAUUUUUCAUACUCACAUGACAGAUGGUGAUCGAGCAAUAGCUCUGUAAAAGUACAGAGAUUGAUUAUCUCACAUCUCGAUUGUCAAUGUAUUGACAGGCGCGGCACCCUGAGCACUGGGAAGAGGAAUGGUCAAAAUGCCAACCCAACAUUAAUUAUUAAUAUUUGAAAAAAAGAGAAUGUCAUAAAAACUGUAAUGACUUCUGGAAAUAACACAGUAUGCUUUCUAAACAAAUAAUAAUUGUAAAGUUAUUAUUCUGUAACGUAGCUAAGUAUUACAAUGGAUAUGGCUAUAUUUAUAUACAUAUAUGUUAUGGUAGUGUUACUCUUCUAAGUUAAAUUUUCAUUAGCUAGUUCUGAGGAGUAGUUUCUUUUAAAAACAUAGGUAAUGAAACUUUGCCUUCUCUAAACAGGUGUGCAAAUCUUUUCAUAAUAUACAACAGUGGUGCUAACAACGGGCGAAACCCUGGCUCUUUUGAAACCAGCAAUAUUUUAAUGCCUUUUUCAAUGAAGCUGGGAUUUAGCUCAUAUAUCCAUUCUACGCAUAAUGGACAGCAGUAAGAAACAAGUACAAGAUAAGCUAUUUCACAAGAGCAGCUUCUUUUAAAACAGGCAGCAAGUUCUGGAGGGUUCAACUGAACAUUUUUCAUAUGGCAGGGAAGCCUUUCAAUAAAUCAAAUAUUUAACAUAUAAUUGAAGGCAGAUUUCCCAUUUUAAUCACAUAGAAGGCCAUUGUAAAACUUUCUGCUGUGUUUACUUGAACUCCUAUAAUCCUUAUUCUCAGCUUUUUGUGGGGUUAUGCCAGUGGUGUUUAAAUUGUAUCCCAAGGAAUGCAAUUUAAGGUGCAGAAGACUCAGAGCUGUAGGGAUAAAAUGCAGCUCAAAAACAGGGUGCAUGCUCUGCAUGCAGAAGGUCCCUGGUUCACUUGCUGGCAUUUCCAGCAGACAGAGAGCAGCUGCUGGGAAACACAUUUCUCUGCCUGAGAUCUCCCAGCCAGAACAGUCUUGAGCUAGAAGAACCAGAGAUCUGGCUUAGCAUAACAGAGCUUCGUGUGUUCAAGGGACUUCGGUGACAUUCCACAAAGACGAAUUCCUUGGAUUUUUUAAUUUGGAGAAUAAUAAUGGCAGACAAUCUUCCCUUGAAGACAGCUAGAACAAUACAUGCCUUGUAAAGUCCAAGGAGAAUGCUAGGUAUGUUAAAAGUUGCACUCAGCGUAUGACUUGCAGAAGGCUAACAGGUUUCUCUUAUGACCUAUGUUUGUUGGCAGAUACCAAAGAUAAAUAUGUUUCUACAAAGAGAGAUAUGGGUUCCUUGGAAUAUUAAUUGAUGUGAAAUAUAGGAAGUUUGAAAACCACUGGUUUGUAUAAUAGCAAAGCUGAGAAGUGUUAAUUUGCUUUCAUGAUAGGUAUCAAUGGUGCUGGAUAGAUUAGUUAAAUAUGAAGUUGUGUGUAUUUGCUAGAAACAAGGCAGGGAUUCAAUUCUUGAAUGAACCUGGAUAAUCAUAUUGCAACUGUCUGAAGUUGAAGCCACACAACUGAUGUUUUCCUGUAUUGCUAGCUAUGUACACACGAUAAAACAUAGGAACAUCAGCACAAACUUGGACAUAUGCAGCUCAAGUUUCAUACUUCACAGAAAAGGAGAAGGUCUGGUAGCUAGGUCUUUGGACCUCUCACUGAUUCCAAUGGAAUUUCUAUUUCUUUCAAUGUUCUCACUUUAAAAUAGCUGCCUAUGAGUUGCAACAGGCUGGGGUAAACUGAUUAAUCACUUUGCAAGCUUUCUGGUUAAAAUAGAUAUUCUGUUGGAAAAUACUUUUGGAUGUAAAAGCAAAUAUUUUCAAAGAAAUUAAAACAGAGUAAAUGUUAAAUUGAUCUUCAAACUGUAUGAUGAACUUAGAAGAGACAUAAGAAUAAAAACCUACAAGGAUGUCCAAAACGUCUUUAGCAGAGCAGCUAGCUUUUAAUACCAUAAUAAUUGCCUACGUUUUUUUGGCUGACUUCCUUACCAAACAACAGCCAGUAGCCACAUUUUUGGUGCUAGUCUUUCAUGUUUGCAGUGUUAACUGUACACAGUGGUGUUAAAUGUGUUUUUCUUAUGUUUUCCUUGACUAGGAGUUUUAUUUUUGAUAUUACCAAAUAUGCGCUGGCAAUUGUCACUUUCCGUACAAGGAGAAGCAUUGCAUCCCAUAGGAUGACAGUAAUUUUCUUUCAAAAAAUCAUCAAUAGAUGUGAAUUAUUCAGAUGAGAACCAGUGGGAACUAUAUAUACUUAAGAGGCAAAAAGGGGGGUUGCCAAAAUAACCCACAACCAAUCACAUCAACAUUAGGCAAUUCUUAUGGUUGCCAAAUGGAUUUUUAGUCAGAAAAUGAGAGAAGAACAUGUGCCAUGUAAAUAUUGAUUUAGAUUAAAAAGGGAUUACAUUUGUUCAGUUGUUCUUCUGGGAAAUAUAUAGUAGUACAAAAAAUAUCAAAAAAUAAUAAUGUGCCGAAAGCUUACUGUCUUGGGGGGUAAGUAAGGUUACAGAUUGUUGUUGUUUCUUGAGUCACUUACAAACUUCCACAAAAGGAUGUCUCAAUAGGCCUCUUUCAACCAGUGAGAUAAAAUCUAACAGUGCAAUCCUAAAUAAAGUUAUAUACUCCUAAAUCCAUUGAAGAUAAUGGACUAAGAAGGGUGUAACUCUGUUUAGGAUUACUCUAGUAAUGUUGCAGUGCACACAAUGUAUUACAAACCAAGACUGUCACUGCUCAUUUUAGCUGCUAUAUUAUUAAUUGAGCUGAUGUUCAGUUCAGGCAAAUUGUCUUAAAACGAUCAUGAUAAUUGUAGAUUACAAUAACAAUAAAGCACAAUCCAGGCAACAUUAAGCACUUUAAGAAACAUUGCUUUCCAUAAUGACUUAAAAGGCAUAACUCUGAGUCAUGCCCAUGGUUUAUAAAGGCAUCAUCAAAAUAAUGAACGUGUUCCAUGACUUUGAGUUCAGGAGCUAACUAACAGUGCAAUCCUAAGUAGAGUUAUACCCUUAGAAGGCCAUUGAAGUAAAUGGGUUUAGAAGGGUGCAAUUUUGUUUAGGAUUGCAUAGUAAAUGCCCAGAUUUUUAUGUGUCAUCCUAAACAGAGUUACACUCAUGCUGCAGCUCAGACUAUCUAAAUAAUUGUGGCUGAGAGCACAAUAUUAGGUCAUUUAACUGAUUUUGAUUUUUACAACAUAACACACUGAAUAAUAUAGUCCUUGAACAGGAAACAUGACAAAAAUCUACAAUUUCAAUCAAUAUGUUUUUAGUAUUUGACAACAUGGAAAAUAUCACUAACAUAUCACAUCAAUUAUCUUUUCAGGUUAUGUUCUUUGAUAAGCUAACUUCAAAGCCUAUUUACAUAUGCCAAAGGCAAAAAAAACCCUUUGCUGUUCGCACCGGUUUUGAAGUUAUGCUAUUUUAACAGGUCUUGUUUACUGCAGUUCUAUAACAGUAUAGGAUGGUAAAUGGCAUGAAGACUGUGGAUAUUAUCUGGAGUUAUUUUUCAGAUGCUGCUUAAUCAAUACUAAGUCAAAAUUACCCUGUCCAAUUAGUUUUAUUUCAGUUUUUGGGGUCAUUUUGACCAGAAUGUCAGUAGAUUCUGUGCUAUGUUGAAAAAUGUCUCUAGAUAAUUUCACAGUCCUUCUGAUCAUUCUUUCACAUGGAUCUAUAAUGAAUAUAUUCUGUGCCUCUGAGUUCAGAAUAUAAUUUAAUGAUGUACAACACCAAGCUGUUUCUCAAGUAUGCUGUCUGCCAACAACAACUUAUACAUGCCACAAUUGAUAGAACAUCACACAAUGAAGCACUAAGAAACUGAUGAAAAUAACUCUUAUCUAAUUCAUUACCUUGCACUACCAGCAUUGUAUCUACCAAAGACAAUUUAAGAGGUUUUUACACACUGUACAUCAAAAAUAUUUUAAGUGUGACAGAUGUAAAGUUGCAAACAAAGCUAUCAUGCAAGUAUGCUCAUUAAGAGGAGCAGAUUGGCUGGACCAACACUGGUUGUCAGUCACAUAAGUAGCCCUGAUAAGAUGACCUAACAGAAGAUAUGUAUUCACAUUCAGAUUGCAAAUAAAUGCAUUCAGUUUUGUUUUCAAACUGUUCAAUCUGUCUCUGUUUACAUGGUUUGUUUCCUGUAUAGCAACAGUGUUCUGAUGAUUUCAAGAGAUUGACUAUCACACCUGUAACAGAAGAUAUGCUUCUUGUUAUCUGAAACAAAGACUUAAUCUGUUUUUGUAUGUAUUAAAAAUCUUGUUUCUCUUUAUAUUCCCUUUGUUAGGGCAGAUCUUUACCUUCAAGAUUUCCUAAGAAUAAAGUUCAUUGUUUGACACUGGUGUUGCAAUGAAUAAACCUACUUUUUCCA